Pelodiscus sinensis (Chinese soft-shelled turtle) is the source of this 1849-nucleotide messenger RNA. NCBI's taxonomy places the organism in Eukaryota, Metazoa, Chordata, Testudines, Trionychidae. The record is from RefSeq and is a predicted model, not a curated record.
CGAACGUGAACAGGCCAACCGGCCGACAGAGCCCGUGUGGGGCGAAGAAGGAACGGGCGACCCGAUGGAGCCCCGACCGUUCCUCGAAUGGUUCAGCGAGAACCAGCAGCAGCAACGCCAGGCCCAGCAAGAGCAACAGGCCCAACUAGUCCAACAGCUGACCACGCAGUUCCAGGAACAUCAGAGGCUGCUGAUCCAAGAAUUAGCAGCCCAACAGGAGCGGUGGCGGCAGACAGUGGAGAGGCGAUGGGGAACCCCGGUCGGAGCACCGGGGACAUCGGGCGAAGGACCCAACUUACCCCUGCGCCUGACGAAGUUGGGACCUCAGGACGACCCAGAAGCAUUUUUAACGACUUUUGAAAGGGUGGCGACGGCUGCCCGGUGGCCGCCGGACCAAUGGGCGACACUGUUGGCCCCCUACUUAAGCGGACCCGCCCAACUCGCCUACCGCAGCCUGGCCGUAGCGGAUGCCUUGAAUUACCCGAAGGUCCGCGAGGCGAUUCUAGAUCAGGUGGGGCACUCCCCCGAGACUUGCAGGCAGAAGUUUCGGCAGGAGGUGUUUAGAGGUGGCGACCGGCCUCGGGCGGUAGCCCAGCGACUAAAAGAAUGGGCCAACCGGUGGCUAGAGCCCGAGCACAAGACGGGCAGCCAGGUCUCAGAAAUGGUGGUGAUGGAGCAGUUCAUCCACAUUUUACCGAGGGACGGGCAAAGGUGGGUCCGCCGGAACCAGCCCGCAACGCUCAAUGAGGCCGUCACGCUGAUGGAAGCCCAUCUCCUCGCGGAGAGGGAAGAGGGCGGCGCCGGACGGGCCAACCCGCCCACCCCGAAGGUAGGGGGGUCCCGGCCCCAGGGGAAGCCUCCAGGGGGAGAACCCUCAUCAGGGGGGCGCAGGGGACGCGAUACCCCCCCCCGGUUGGCCCCGGUCUGGCCCCGGCCCCCGCCCGAGAGAACAGACGCGGAGCGACGACCCGAAGGGGGGCCACGGGAGGUCCGUCAAGGAGGAAGAGGGCCCUGCUUCCAGUGCGGGCAGGAGGGGCAUUUUAAGCGGGAAUGCCCCUUAAUGGACUGCACCCUAAGCCAGGGGGCCGCAGCCGAGCCCCGGGAGGACGGGGGAACCAGAGGGGGUCCCUUGGUCCAUCGAGUAUGGCUCGAGGGCCGCCCCGUUCAGGCAUUGGUGGAUUCGGGCUCCACCGUCACCCUUGUGAGGGCCGACCUCGUCCCACCCGGACACCCAGAAGGCGAACCCGUGUGGAUGAGGUGCGUCCACGGGGACGUGAAGGCAUACCCCACGGUCCAACUCCGCCUGACCGGAGGGGGACAGGACCGGGUUUGGCCGAUAGGGAAGGCCAAAACCUUGCCGUACCCCGUCCUCAUCGGCCGUGACUGGCCCGGGUUCGAGCUGUUCCUAAAAGGACAGGACCCUCCGGCGGAGGAAGGAGGCCGAGGGGGGGUGGCUGGCGACUUGACGCCGGCAGCAGCAGAGAAGGAGAGAGCGAUCUGCCUGGAGCUCGAGACAGCGCCGGACUUCCUGACCGAGCAACGGAUGGACCCCACCCUCCAACAUGCCUGGGACCAAGCGGGCACCCCUGACGAGCAAAGGCAGGGCGAAGAGAGGGCACCGCAGGGACCACAGUUCCAGUGCGAGAGGUCCCGCAAGCCUCCACGGGUUUCUCCCCCUUUGAGCUGCUGUACGGCCGCCGGUGCCGUGGGAUUCUGGACCUCCUGAAGGAAGGAUGGGAGAACCAGGCUUCUACUGGACGAGGGACAGUGCAGUACAUUACGCAGCUCCGGGAGAAGCUGAGCCGGCUGGGGGAGUACGCCCGACGGAACCUGGAAGACGCCCAACAUC